This is a messenger RNA of Microthlaspi erraticum, 270 nucleotides long. NCBI's taxonomy places the organism in Eukaryota, Viridiplantae, Streptophyta, Magnoliopsida, Brassicales, Brassicaceae. The record is from the annotation of a GenBank genome assembly.
AUGAAUGAGACGGUGCAAAAUAGAACAAGGCGGAACGAGAAGGAAAUAAACAGGACGGGACAUAAUGAGACCAAAAUUAUACCCGACAAGGCAGAACGAGACGGGAAGAAUGGGAUGAGAAAGAAUGGGAUGGGGCAUACGAGACGGGAAAAAACAGAACGGGACGAGACAGAACGUCUCAGACAUGAUGGGAUUGCACGUGACGAUACGGACAUGGCGAAUGAGACGGGAAAGAACGGGCAUGAUAAAGGAACAAAAUGGGAGGAAUGA